CUUCAUAUAAUAACUCAAAAUGGCGAUUUUUGUAAGCCUAGAACCGUUUUCUUAUCAGUGAAAUUUUCAAACGACCAAAAACCAAGUAAGGAGAAGGAAAUAUAUUUUUCACUCCUUCAUUGUCAUUCCCAACAACAAUUCUUCGUGUAGAAAAGGGAAGGACAUAUAUCUUUCCACUCCUUCUAGGCUACAAAAAGGGAUUAACAGCAACAAGGAAAAGGGAUUAAAUAUUGGUCUGUUCCAGAGCUGCAAGAAUGUUAAAGUUGCAACACUAGUAGAUUCGUGCAGAGACUGGAACAGAGCAUUUGUUUCGCUUUCUUUGUUAAUUCCACCCGUUUUCGAUCUGGAGAGACCUACUUUUGUGAGUUCCAUUGCUUGAUUGUUUAUAAACAUAAACUUUGUAAGUUUGUUUAAAAAUGGAAAAAACUGAAAGCACUCAGAUCACUGGUAAUGCUAGACGUAAAAUAUUAAGUCUAGCUGUUUCGCAAAUUCUUAUGGAAAAGGGAUUCGACAGCGCUGACAAGGAAUGCCUGGAAACACUGACGGAGAUGUUACAAAGUUUACUCGUUGAAGUAGGACAAUCUGCCAGAAGCUACUGUGAACUAUCAGGACGUACUAUCCCAGUAGUUGGUGAUGUGGUUGUUGCUCUGGUAAAUAUGGGAGUUUCUUUGCAGGGCAUUGAGGCAUUUGCCAAGCGAGAAGGUCGACAAAUCAUAUCAAUGCCGCCACAACAGCAAUCUAACAAACAAUUACCGUUAUUACAAGCUGGUACAAAAUCCCAGCAUCCUCCACAUAUUUUACCGUAUCUGCCACUCUUCCCAGAUCCUCAUGCCUAUGUCCGAACACCGACCCACAAACAACCCGUAACAGAAUACGAAGCAAUUAGAGAAAAAGCAGCUACCCAAAAAAGAGACAUCGAAAAGGCUCUAACAAAAUUUUUGGCAAAAACAUCGGAGACUCACAGUCUCUUUGACACUGAAGAUAAUAUGUUUCCUCUGAUUGCUUGCAAACCAGCGUUUCCAACUUAUCUAGCCGCUUUAAAUCCCACAGACCAAGUGUUUGAUUUUGAGGAAUUGGAAUAUCACUAUUUGGUGGCCAAUAGAACAGAAGAUUGCAAAGACGAUGAUGAAAAUGAAAGCGGAAAUGAUGAAGAAGGUGGAAGCAAUGAUAAUGGAGGGGGUAGCGGUAGUGGUGGCGUUACUGACGAAGCGGAGAAAAAAUCAGAAAAACCGGAAAAGGAAGUUAAGCCAGAAAAUGACAUAAAGCCAAACUCAACAACAAAUAAAGCCAUUUUAGAAAAUCCCAAUAUUGACAAUCCGUAUUUAAGAGCGGCAACGCUACCGAAGCGCACAAAACCAGAUCCCUUGGCGGCGGUGUCAUUAUAAUGUACAUGAUGGUGUUAUUAAAAAGUCGAUAUUUUUGUGCAUUAAAAGAAUUUGAUAGUAACACAA
Molecule: messenger RNA, 1451 nt
Organism: Musca domestica (house fly)
Lineage: Eukaryota; Metazoa; Arthropoda; Insecta; Diptera; Muscidae
Product: transcription initiation factor TFIID subunit 8
Exons: 5
Coding region: 417-1385 (322 amino acids)
Biological process (GO): transcription initiation at RNA polymerase II promoter
Cellular component (GO): transcription factor TFIID complex
Molecular function (GO): protein heterodimerization activity
Source: RefSeq, a predicted model, not a curated record